Clonostachys rhizophaga is the source of this 1227-nucleotide messenger RNA. The record is from the annotation of a GenBank genome assembly. Lineage: Eukaryota; Fungi; Ascomycota; Sordariomycetes; Hypocreales; Bionectriaceae.
AUGGCCGGUAUGGCCCUGCCAACUCUGACCAUGUGCACCAGAGAAGCUGGGUAUUUCCGCGUGGAGGGAGUUGUAGCUCAAGACGAGAAGUCUACCAGCCACGUCAGCCGAUGGCUCAUUCGUGAACAAAAGAAGAGGUUGGCAUAUGCAGUCUUUCGUCUCGACUGCUACUUGCACCUGCUCCGCGACUAUCCGCCGUCAAUACGCGUACCGGAGUUGUGUCUGCACUACCCCUGCUCCGAGGCGGCAUGGAAUGCCACAACCGUUGGAGAAUGGGAGCUGGCUUUGGCCCGGGAGCCUCUAGGCAGAAUGGACAAGACCUACUCAUUGACGUGCAUGCAAGCACUGUCGGAUACAAUCCGGCCGAACUUGGCCUUUCUCCUCCCCGAAGACUUCGAGACCGGGGUGGUCGCCAUGCAGUCUCGGCUAUGGGAAGAGGUGCAGCAUGAGCACGAAACGACCCUCUACUCCAUCACGCCCUCGUUCGACAUCCGCCAGGCCAGCGUGGGCAUCGCCGGAUACGGGCUCAGCUGGCAGGUGCAAUUAGAUAUGUGGCGCUCGACCAUGGACCACUUGACCGGACGCAAUGUCGGGUUCUGUGACAAGAGCACCGAAACUUGGUUCUAUUUCACUGCCAAGAUGCAGUAUCACAUGUCUUUCCUCCGCAUGUAUGCAGACCUCACGCUUAUCCAACGGUUGAUCGACGGUCUGAGCACAAACAACUACAGUCCAUCCUUGAUCCGCCGCUUCGAAGCCCGGAUCCAACUCUGGACCAAAUCUUCCAACGCUAAACAAGCUCUGUGGCAUGCGGUGCAGAUCCUUCAGCAGUUCAAGGACACCGCUCUGGGAAUCAAAGCCUCACGCUCUCUCGUCUGCCCCUCGACAGUGACGUGUCUCUUCCGCGCCGCCCAAGUCGUUUGGGCCAUCUGCCGCUCGGUGUUGAGCUGCGACCUCUGCGAAACAUCAUCCGCACAGCACGACAACACGUGGCACACUCACCGAGGCGUCAAAGCCGUCUACGAUCUUAUGGAGCUGCAAAACGAUGGGGAACUCGGAUUCUGGAACGAUAAUCGUGCCAAGGCGUCUAUCGGAAACAUUCCAUUAUGUGCAUGCCACAUGCCUAGGAUACUUGAUCUAUACAUUGAGUCGUUGCAAAUGAGCACGCUUGGCUGGAGUUCUGUGACUCCGGUUACAGAUGCGCUUGUUGCUUUAAAACUGCAGCAGUAA